AUGAAGUUAUCCAAAUUUAUAUUCACAUUAUCAUUACUUACAACAGCUUGUGUAGCUGUUGUUGAAAAUAUUGAUGGGUCUGUUGAUGAUGUUGCAGCACCAGCUGUUGAUAAAUCUUCUCAUAAAUUGGGUAUUCAAAAACUCGCUGAUGAAGAUAACGCUCCUGCUGCCAAAGAUGCCAAGCAACCAUUAGAUCCUUAUAAUAAUGGAGGUAAAGUUGCUGAACCAUCAGCAGAGAAUGAACGUAAUGAUGAAAUGGACGAGUUUCUUAUGUCUUUGUCCAUGAUUGUUGUUUCUGAAAUUGGUGAUAAAACAUUUUUGAUUGCAGCAUUAAUGGCCAUGAAAAAUUCCAGACUUGUUGUUUUCACAUCAGCUUUUGCAUCUUUGGCUAUUAUGACUGUUUUAUCCGGUGUCAUUGGUAACACAUUACCUAACUUGCUUUCCAGAAGAGUUACCCAAUUCUUAGCUUCCGGUUUGUUUAUAAUUUUUGGUUACAAAUUGUUGAGAGAAGGUUUGGCCAUGAGUAAAGAUGUUGGUGUUGAUGAGGAAAUGGCUGAAGUUGAAGAAGAAAUUGUUGCUAAGAGAUUAAACAAUCAAUUGGAUGAUGCUGAAGCUGGUGGUGCUCCAAUUAAUAAAGUCAAGAAUACUCCAUUUUAUGUUGAAAUUGGUAAUCAAAUUCAAAACUUGGCUUCAUUUAUUUUCACUCCUAUUUGGAUUCAAGUAUUUGUUAUGACUUUUUUGGGUGAAUGGGGUGAUAGAUCUCAAAUUGCAACCAUUGCUAUGGCUGCUGGAUCCAACUAUUGGAUUGUUAUUACGGGUGCCAUUAUCGGUCAUGGUUUCUGUACUGCUUUAGCUUGUAUUGGUGGUCAAUUAUUGGCUAAGAAGAUUUCCAUGAGAACCGUUACCUUAGGUGGUGCCAUUGCAUUUUUCAUUUUUUCAUUAAUGUAUUUCUACGAAGCAUACUAUGAUCUUGAAGGUUAA
This is a messenger RNA of Candida tropicalis MYA-3404, 981 nucleotides long. RefSeq names its product putative ribosome biosynthesis protein (gene GDT1). Gene Ontology annotation, molecular function: calcium ion transmembrane transporter activity; manganese ion transmembrane transporter activity. Gene Ontology annotation, cellular component: fungal-type vacuole membrane; Golgi apparatus. The record is from RefSeq and is a predicted model, not a curated record. NCBI's taxonomy places the organism in Eukaryota, Fungi, Ascomycota, Pichiomycetes, Serinales, Debaryomycetaceae. Bases 1 to 981 code for a protein of 326 amino acids. Gene Ontology annotation, biological process: manganese ion transmembrane transport; calcium ion transmembrane transport; Golgi calcium ion transport. The transcript has a single exon.